This is a messenger RNA of Calypte anna (Anna's hummingbird), 1168 nucleotides long. Its product is annotated as G-protein coupled receptor 55. Gene Ontology annotation, biological process: phospholipase C-activating G protein-coupled receptor signaling pathway; positive regulation of Rho protein signal transduction. Gene Ontology annotation, cellular component: membrane. Lineage: Eukaryota; Metazoa; Chordata; Aves; Apodiformes; Trochilidae. The record is from RefSeq and is a predicted model, not a curated record. Bases 257 to 1168 code for a protein of 303 amino acids. Gene Ontology annotation, molecular function: G protein-coupled receptor activity. The transcript is spliced from 2 exons.
UAUUUGCAUAUUAGAGCAAUUCCAGCUGAAAGCAGGAUUGCAGAAACCAAUGAGAGUCCUCCUCGUCCUUAUGGGGAGAGUCUGAGGGCAGGAUCAAACCCUCACCCUUCUUCUAAAGAAGAGAAUUACUUCAUGACCCCUGCUGUGUCUGUCUUGACACUUUCAGUUCCCUCUUUGCAGAGGACAAACCAGCUGCUUGUUUUCUGAAACUCCUGUCUCUGCAGGUACAAAUUUAUCCCCUGGGCACCCUGGAGAUAUGAAUGACACCCGUGCCAAGACCAAUACCAGCAAUAUCAGCACUACUGUGGAACUGUUCCAACUCAUCAUGUACACCCCCACUUUCAUCCUGGGAUUGCUGUUCAAUGUGAUGGCUCUGUCCUUCCUGUUUUUUAAGGUUAAAAAGCUAUCAGAAUCUACAGUCUACAUGAUAGCCCUUAUUUUUCUGGAUACUUUGCUGCUGUUUACUCUUCCUUUUAAAAUAAUUUCCUACCACCUCCAGGACAACUGGAACUUGGGGUCUACCUUUUGCUCCACCUUGGAGAGUCUUUACUUUGUGAACAUGUAUGGCAGCAUCCUCAUCUCCCUCUGCAUCUGUGUCGACCGCUACCUCGCUAUCCAGCACCCUUUCACAGCUCCCUCCCUGCGAUCCACUAGGAAAGCUGCUGUGGUCUGUGCUGUCAUCUGCCUGGGCACCUCAAUCGGGACUGUCUCUACUUUCCAGCUGCAUGGAGAGGGCCACAAUAUCUCAUCCUGCUUCCAUAACUUCUCCAAGAGCACGUGGGAAAACACAGGUCUGUUCAGCACCUUGGAAACAACCUUCUUUGGCAGCAUGGCAGCCAUGACUUUCUGCACUGUUCAGACCAUCAGAUGUCUGAGAAAGCACAGAAAACCAGACAACCCCCAAACAGGUGCCACCAGAGCAGAGAAGAUAGUGGUGACAAACCUUUUGGCAUUUUUGGUCUGCUUCACACCUUAUCACGUGGUGUAUCUUCUGUACUUUUUGGUGAAGAAUAACAUCAUUCACACCAGUUUUCAGCAAGUGCUACGAGACAUUGUUCAGAUCACCCUUUGCUGGGCAAACCUGAACUGCUGUCUUGAUGGGGUGUGUUAUUACUUUGUUUUAAAGGAGUCCUUGGAUACAGCCACAAGAGCUACGCAAAAGCCUUGA